This is a messenger RNA of Loxodonta africana (African savanna elephant), 1119 nucleotides long. RefSeq names its product oocyte-expressed protein homolog. Gene Ontology annotation, molecular function: RNA binding. The transcript is spliced from 3 exons. NCBI's taxonomy places the organism in Eukaryota, Metazoa, Chordata, Mammalia, Proboscidea, Elephantidae. The record is from RefSeq and is a predicted model, not a curated record. Gene Ontology annotation, cellular component: protein-containing complex. The coding region runs from base 100 to 675 and encodes 191 amino acids.
GCUGCGGGAUUGGCCAGCCCGGGAGCGUGCUCAAGUCCGCUGAGUUUAAAAUGCCCAGCAUUUUAAGACAUACGAGGGCUUUCUGUGUUCCCAUAAGAUAUGGAGUCCAACAUUAGCCAGGGGGAAACGGGUUCGUCCCACACCCAGGAGAAGGAGGAGGGGGCUGCGGCAGCGUUGAGAGAAGAGACGCGGAAGGUAGAAGAGAAAGAACUGUUGGCGGCGACUGCGGCGGCCACGCCCCAGGAGGAGAUGGAGGGAGAGAAUCUUCCUGUCUUCCUGUGCCCUGGACGUGUCGAUUUGCGCGUCCUUCCCAACUGGUUCCAAAAGGAGCACCUGGAAAACCCGGCGGUGUGUGACGUACCCGCGUGGCAAGUGGAGAAGAUCUUUGGUACUGAGGGGAAAGACAUCCCUGGCAUCGAGCAAUCAACCGAGACACUGCUGCAAGUUCAAAUCCUGGACCCCAAAGGCAUGGCCAGGAUCUCCAUCUUCGGAUCGCAGGAGAAGAAGGAGCUGGUGGAGGCGAAUAUCUAUUGCCAACGAAGAUGGCUCCACGUCGUUGCAGAGAAAGAAAAGCUAGUGGAAGCCUUGAAGAUUGUCAAUGGCAGUUGCUGGCAAGAAAUCCCCAGGCUGCCAGGGCCGUUCCCGAAUCCUGACGCUGAUGUCAGCAGAAAGUGAGAGUGGCUGGGCUAUGUGGGUGCAGACGCCUGGGUAUUAGGAAGCCUAAGCCUAAUUUACAGUUCUAUCACAGAAUAUACCUGUCCUCCCUCUGUGUAUUAUUCAUAAGAGCUUGUUUUAAAGAUUGUAAUCCAUUAAUAAAGAAAUUUCACUCCUUCGUUGUUGAGUGGAAGGAAAAUUAUUUUGCCAAAAAGUGCCAGGUAAGAAACUUCUCUGGGUGACCUAGAGGGUAAAUGAUCUCCAGUGUUCCUUCCAUCACUGAGAAAACUCCUAAAGCAAAAAGAUCAUUUUGAGUUAUAUGGAAACUGGGGUGUAUAGAUGACUCGUGUUUUGCCAGCAUAGCGUGUGCAGACAUUUUGGACUCCAGACUCCUGCCAGUUCUUUGUAAGGUGUACAGUGGUUUUAGGAAUCUGUAGAGUUGUGCAGUCAUCACCACCAUCUAAU